AUGACCAACCAGAAGCCGGCAGAGCCUUCAAAUAUUGAAGAGGAUGCUAAUUAUCAAAUUGAUAUUCAAGAAGACAAGGAACAUCCUAUCUUCAAGAUUAAAUACAGAUCCAACUCCGUCAUUAGCAUCGGAGCACUUUCAGAUGGAUCGAGUUACGAGAACUUACCAACAGUCAAAGUGUUAGGUACAGGUGGUACUAUUGCAUCUAAAGGUACAUCAUCACACCAAACCGCGGGCUACGAAGUGGACUUGACUAUUGAGGAUCUUAUUAAGAGUAUACCAGACUUAUCAACCACCUGUAAUUUACAAUAUGAACAGGUCUUAAACCUUGACUCGAAAGAUAUUGGAACACAUGAAUUAUUAAUGUUAUACCAAAAAAUUCAAGAAGAUUUACCUAAAUAUGAUGGUAUAGUUAUUACGCACGGUACUGAUACCAUGGAAGAAACAUCAUUUUUCUUGCAAUCAACAUUACGUACAAGCAAGCCGAUCGUGAUGUGCGGAUCUAUGCGUCCAUCUACUGCCAUUUCUUCAGAUGGUCCUAUGAACUUAUACCAAGCAAUCGUUAUUGCGGCUCAUAAAGAUUCGAGAGGUAGGGGAGUCUUGGUUGCACUUAAUGAUAGAAUCGGAGCAGGUUUCUAUAUCACCAAAUCUAACGCUAAUUCAUUAGAUACCUUCAAAUCAAUAGGUCAAGGCUAUGUGGGAAGCUUCGUGAAUAAUGAAGUCCAUUAUUUUUUCCCUGCCGCAAGGCCUCUAGGCAUAACCUAUUUUAAGUUAUCAAAUCCUUCUGCGUUGGCUGAUUUACCAGAGGUUCCAAUUAUUUUCGCUCAUCAAGGUUUGAAUAACAAAAUCAUCGAGGUGACAAUUAAAGAAUUAGGUGCAAAAGGUUUGGUAUUUGCUACUAUGGGUGCUGGGUCAAUGUCCAAAGGUACUAAUGAGUUUGCUUGUAAAUUUUCAAAAGAACAUAAUAAUAUACCAAUCAUCUAUUCUAAGAGAUCUAUGGAUGGAAUGGUUCCAGUGGGAUCAUUACCAAAAAUUUCCAACGACAAAGGAGAAACAAUUGAAUACAAAAAUGCCAUUGCCAGUGGAUACUUAAACCCUCAAAAGUCAAGGAUUUUAUUACAAUUAUGUCUCAGCGAUGGAAUGGAAAUUAACGAAAUUAAGAGAGUGUUUAAGGGAGUUUACGGGGGUUAG
Debaryomyces hansenii CBS767 is the source of this 1191-nucleotide messenger RNA. Its product is annotated as asparaginase. Gene Ontology annotation, molecular function: asparaginase activity. NCBI's taxonomy places the organism in Eukaryota, Fungi, Ascomycota, Pichiomycetes, Serinales, Debaryomycetaceae. The transcript has a single exon. The record is from RefSeq and is a predicted model, not a curated record. The coding region runs from base 1 to 1191 and encodes 396 amino acids.